Molecule: messenger RNA, 1131 nt
Organism: Dipodomys spectabilis (banner-tailed kangaroo rat)
Lineage: Eukaryota; Metazoa; Chordata; Mammalia; Rodentia; Heteromyidae
Gene: Gpa33
Product: glycoprotein A33
Exons: 7
Coding region: 102-1067 (321 amino acids)
Cellular component (GO): plasma membrane
Source: RefSeq, a predicted model, not a curated record
ACUGCAGGGAUCUCAGAUUAUUGUAGCUUUAUACAGUCAGCCUAGACCUGUUGGUGCCUACCAGGACCAGGCUGGAAUUGGGGCUGAGAAGGAGUGAAGCCAUGUUUGAGAUGAGGCAACCUGUGCUGUGGACACUCUGUGCAGUCUGGGUGACUGUCUAUGCCAUCACUGUGGAAACUCCACAGGGCGCUCUUCGGGCUGCCCAGGGAAAGAGUGUCACCCUUCCAUGCACCUACAGCACAUCUGUGCUCAACCGGGAGGGACUUAUCCAAUGGGAUAAACUUCUAAGGAGUCAUUCGGAAAGAGUGGUCAUCUGGAAGUUUUCUACCAAAUCCUACGUCUACGGGAGUCGUUAUGAGAACCGUGUCAAUAUAUCUGCCAACGCAGAGCAGUCGGACGCAUCUAUCACCAUUGCCCAGCUGACCAUGGAUGACAAUGGCACUUAUGAGUGCUCUGUCUCGCUGAUGUCAGACCUGGAUGGCAUCUCCAGGGCACGAGUCUCCCUGCUGGUCCUUGUGCCACCCUCCACGCCAGACUGCAACAUCAAGGGAGAAACUGUGAUUGGGAACAAUAUCGAGCUGACUUGUCAGUCAGCAGAAGGCUCCCCAGCCCCUCAGUACAGCUGGAAGAGCUAUGACACCCAGAACCAGGAGCGACCAUUGGUCCCACCAGUCUCAGGCCAGACUCUCCUUCUGAAGAACCUUACCACAGCCAUGUCGGGCUACUACACCUGCACCUCCAGCAAUGAGGUGGGGAUGGAAUCCUGUGAGAUCCCUGUGGCCGUCAGACCGCCCUCCAUGAAUGUGGCCCUGUAUGCGGGCAUUGCAGGAGGGGUGGUUGCAGCCCUCAUCAUCAUUGGCAUCAUCAUUUACUGCUGCUGCUUCCGGGAGAAGGAUGGGAAGACCGAGGCGAAGGAUGCAAAGAGGAAUCAGAUCGCUUACCAGCAGCCAUCAGAGCAACUGAGAGAGAUUUCCAGAAAAAGAGAAGAGGAAGACGACUACAGACACGAAGAGCAGAGGAACUCUGGGCACGAAUCCCCUGACCCGAGCAUGACAGAAGCUUGCUGAAGGGCUGGGGGCAGGCAGGGAACUAUUUCUUGUUUCCCCAUCCUUCCUCCCUCCCUAACCCCCA